GAAGCAGGGGUGGGUUCAUGUGAAGAGCCUGGAGUGCAGUGGAUAGCGGUUCCUGCAGCUGACCUGCAGUGAGUGCAUACACUGGACACAGAAUUUUCUGGGCCCCCUUUCAACAGAGCCAUGGGUCAGUUAUUCUCUAAUACAUCCAAGGAUGAAGACAGUGGAGAUUUGCUGUCCAGCUUCACUAAAUAUUUUAAGAAGAUUAAGACAGAAAACAAAAUUAUUUCUCAGGAAACCAUUCGUUUAAUAGAAUUUCAUCUGAAAAGAGGAAACAUUCGGGAGGCACAAUCUGUAAUCAGUGAUGCAUUAAAAAAUAUUGAUAACACCCCAAUCAACAUUGCUGUGACAGGAGAGUCUGGAGGAGGGAAGUCCAGCUUCAUCAAUGCCCUGAGAGGGGUUAGAGAUGAUGAGAAAGGUUCAGCUAAAGUUGGGGUAACAGAGACAACCAUGAAGAGAACUCCAUACAAACACCCUAAAAUUAAAACUUUGACUUUAUGGGACCUGCCUGGCAUUGGAACUAUGAAAUUUCCACCAAAAGAUUAUCUGGAGAAAGUGAAAUUCCAAGAAUAUGACUUCUUCAUUAUUGUUUCUGCCACACGUUUUACAAAACUUGAACUAGACCUUGCCAAAGCAAUCAGAAUUAUGAAAAAGAAUUACUACUUUGUGAGAACCAAGGUGGACAUUGAUUUACAAAAUGAAAAGAAAUGUAAACCAUGUGCCUUUGACAGAGAAAAUAUCCUGCAGCAGAUCCGAAGCUCCUAUGUGAAUUCUUUUCGUGACAAUAACAUGGAUGCACCACAGAUUUUCUUGAUUUCCAACCACAAUUUAUCUGACUAUGAUUUUCCAGUUCUGAUGGGCACCCUGAUUCAGGAUCUUCCUGCUCAAAAGCGCCACAAUUUUAUACUUUCCUUGCCUAAUAUCACAGAGGCAGCCAUUGACAGAAAGCACAAGUCUAUGCAGCAGUUUAUCUAUUUACAAACCUCCUUACUUGAAUUGUUCACUGUUCUUCAUGUACCAGGCAAGGAGUGUGACAAGGAGAAGCUGGCAGCAAGUUUAAACCACUAUCGAGUCCUCUUUGGAGUGGAUGAUACAUCCUUGGAAUCCAUUGCUAAGGAUUCCCAAGUGCCUGUUGAACAACUGAAAAAAAUCAUUAAAUCUCCUUAUUUGUUUGAAACUAAGAAUAGGGAAACAUUAGAAGAAAAGUUUGUCCAAUAUUUAGAGAAAUUGUAUAAUGAUAAGCUCCUUGUUAUAGAUCCUGACAUUGAGAAAAUCUUUUACUUUCAACGGGUUUUCCUCGACACAGUGACUGAAGAUGCCAAAGUUCUCCUUAGAGAGACAUUGAAAAAACUAGUUCAAACUCAACCUAUCCACAGCCACUGACUGUGGCAAUAUGAAAUGGUUAUUACCAGGUAGUCAUCAGAUAAAUUCUUCCUCUAAUAUAUUUUCUUUACACUGGCCAAUCCAUUACCAUCAUGAGGAAACCUAAGCAUAGGGUCAUGUGUAUUAAUAUGUCAGAACAUGACUAUCACCAAUACCUCUUCAACUCUCUACUUUCUCCCAUUCUUUCCUCUCUGUAUUUCAACUUCACAUGCACACUUGAAUACACACACACAGAGAAACAGACACACAUGUACACACACAAAAGAUAUGAAUAGAUGUUUUGUAGCUACUGCUUCCUAAUCAAAACAUUCUAACAAAGACUCUGAAAGCUGGGCGCUUUAUGCUCAGUGCAUAAAGCACUUGGCAUGUACAUUUGAGGACCAGAGCUCAAUUUCCAGAACCCACAUAAAUGUUGAGUGGGUGUGGCAAUUAUCUUGUAAUUCUACACUCAGAAGAUAGAGAUAAUGGGACCAUGGACCAAGCUGGCUAGCUAGAGUGUGUAUACCUGCAAGUUUUAGGUUCAGUUGAGAGACCCUGCCUUAAUGACAAAGGUAGAAAGCCAACGAGGAGGAGGCCCAACAUAAGUCUGAAAUACCCACACACAGGUAAACAUGCAUGCCACAAACAAGACACAUUUUAAAUAUAAACUAAAAUAAGACUCAGAAAGAAAAUCACAGGUCUCAGAAAUUCAAAGGGUUUAUGAAGCUAUCCUCAAGGUUAUAUAAGUAGUAUGCAUUUUGGGGAGUGGGUGGGGAUGCAGUUCAUACCAGCUGAGGUGCUUGCACAUCCUGCAGGGGCCUCCAUGGCUGCAGCUGAGGUGCUUGCAUAUCCUGCAGGGGCCUCCAUGGCUGCAGCUGUGGUGAAUCAUUGCCAUGCUGCAGUGGGCUUUUUCAGUGAUGCAGCUGUCAUUGGAUCAAUGCUCCUGUAAGCAACCUUCAUCCUAAUAACCUCACUUAUUCAUGAGCUAGACAUGGAAGACAUUGUUUCUUUGGUCUGUCAUGGUUGUUCAGAUGGGGUGAGUAGACAUUUGUUUUUUAUCUCCCCUCAAAAUCAUGUAACAUAGUAGAUGCUUUGAGUAGGGAUCUGAAGAACCAAAAAUGAGUUGAGGAAGACUGGUCUUGUCCUUACAAUGGGUGCUGACAUAUGGAAGUGAGGCUGACCAUGUGAUCAGUCUCCUCAAUCUUACACCAAGACAUAUCUAAAUAGAAACUGGACGUAAAAGGGUAGAUAAUGGUGGGUUGUUGGAACAGAGAAUCCUGUCCAUUGUCUGUGGUGGGUGCACAUGCAGCACAACUAGGGGUAGGUAAUGUCCUAGGAUGGUAGGUGCAGUCUUAAAAUGGGGAUUUGCAUACAUAAUACCUGCAGGUGAAGUUCCUAGAUUGCCCAGUGCACCAUCAGAAGAGGAGUAUAUGUAAAACCCAAACCAAGAGGAGCCCAGGUUGCUAAGCUAUCCUCAUGUGCUUGUCUACUUAAGGGGAGGACAGAGGGCAAUAGAAAGUUCUAAUAAAACCCUAAUAAACUCACUGACUCAUUAAACCAGA
This is a messenger RNA of Peromyscus maniculatus bairdii (prairie deer mouse), 2921 nucleotides long. Its product is annotated as interferon-inducible GTPase 1-like. The record is from RefSeq and is a predicted model, not a curated record. Gene Ontology annotation, biological process: cellular response to interferon-beta; autophagosome assembly; innate immune response. NCBI's taxonomy places the organism in Eukaryota, Metazoa, Chordata, Mammalia, Rodentia, Cricetidae. Gene Ontology annotation, molecular function: GTP binding; GTPase activity. Gene Ontology annotation, cellular component: endoplasmic reticulum membrane.